AUGCCUAUGACACUGGGUUACUGGGACGUCCGCGGGCUGGUUUUCCCUGUCCGUGCACUCCUGGAAUACACUGGCACCAGCUAUGAGGAAAAGCAUUACACCAUGGGGGACGGUCCAGACUGUGACAUAAGCCAGUGGCUGAGUGAAAAAUUCAAGCUGGGCCUGGACUUCCCCAAUCUGCCCUACCUGAUUGACGGCACUCACAAGCUCACCCAGAGCAAUGCCAUUGUGCGCUAUCUCGGCCGCAAGCACAACCUGUGUGGGGAGACGGAAGAGGAGAAGAUUCACGUGGACAUUUUGGAGAACCAGGCUAUGGACAACCGCAUGCAAUUCCUCAGGAUCUGUUACAGCCCUGACUUUGUGAUUGUGCCUGCGGGUGCUGACAGCCUUUUGUUCUUUCAGGAGAAGCUGAAGCCUGACUACCUCAAGGGCCUCCCAGACAAGCUGACACUGUACUCCCAGCUCCUGGGGAAGCGGCCCUGGUUUGCAGGGGACAAGAUCACCAUUGCUGAUUUCCACGUCUAUGACAUCCUGGACCAGAACCGUAUAUUUGUUCCUGGUUGCCUGGAUGCAUUCCCAAACCUGAAGGAUUUCAUGGCCAGAUUUGAGGCCCUGCCAAAGAUCGCUGCCUAUAUGAAAUCCAGCCGCUUCAUCAGAGUACCUGUGUUUUCUAAGAUUGCCAGGUGGACAGGAAAGUAGGACUCUAGUUUUAAGGGUAGGAUCAGCUUUGGAGAGCUCAGGCCCCCAGCCCUGCCUCAGCAUUCUCAGUCCUCUCCCUCCACUGUCUCCUCCUCUGCAGCCUACUGUCUCCUGUCCUCUAAGCCAACCCCCCCAUACAGA
Molecule: messenger RNA, 840 nt
Organism: Ochotona curzoniae (black-lipped pika)
Lineage: Eukaryota; Metazoa; Chordata; Mammalia; Lagomorpha; Ochotonidae
Product: glutathione S-transferase Mu 1-like
Exons: 8
Coding region: 1-699 (232 amino acids)
Biological process (GO): glutathione metabolic process
Molecular function (GO): glutathione transferase activity
Source: RefSeq, a predicted model, not a curated record